This is a messenger RNA of Peronospora farinosa, 801 nucleotides long. NCBI's taxonomy places the organism in Eukaryota, Oomycota, Peronosporomycetes, Peronosporales, Peronosporaceae. The record is from the annotation of a GenBank genome assembly.
AUGAGAUCGACGAUAGUAGCCAUAAGUGUAAUGAUUAUGACAAUCUGUGGAGUAUUGGGCAUGUAUUAUACUAAUCGUAAGCCACAAUAUGUAGCAAAAAGUAGCAAACAAUCACGUCGUGAAAUGCUGCAAUUGAAACAACUGGCAAAAAUGACACAGGAACAGAAAAAUGAACAACGAGAACGAAUCUGUAUGCAACGCGUGGAACAAUAUCAAAAAUUGGAACAAGCUCAGAUAAAAGGUCUUCGAGUGGUCGUAGACUUGGCAUUUGCAGUUGAUCAGACAAUUCGAGAGCGUCAUAGUAUUUUCAAGCAACUUGGAUGUGCGUAUGGAUACUUGAAAGUUUGUCCGCUGGAUCAACUCUUGUCACUGCAACUUGUGUCUUGUACGCACGAACUUGCGUUAAUAUGUGCUCUGCGUGGUGUGUUGAGCUGGAAGAUUGGAAGGCAUGAGGAACCGCUUGAACAGCUUUAUGACGCCCGUGAGCUCGUCUACCUUUCACCCGAUUCGGAAACUGUCCUCACACAGCUUGAUCCAGCCUGCGUUUAUGUCGUAGGUGGCAUCGUUGAUCGCUCCGUGCGCAAGGGACAAACAAAGGCGAAGGCAGCUUCACAUGGUAUUCGAACUGCAUGUUUGCCACUUCAAGAGCACUUUGGCACACGAGUGCGAACUCACAUCAUGAACCUAGAUUCUGUCAUUAUUGCGCUAAAUGAAGUGGCAAAUCAUGGAGACUGGGUGCGUGCAUUCAAGCGAGCAGUUCCUCCAAGGAUCGUUCGCAGGAAGGGACGGCACACAAAGUAG